Messenger RNA from Aaosphaeria arxii CBS 175.79, 381 nucleotides. RefSeq lists its product as uncharacterized. Bases 111 to 347 code for a protein of 78 amino acids. Lineage: Eukaryota; Fungi; Ascomycota; Dothideomycetes; Pleosporales. The transcript has a single exon. The record is from RefSeq and is a predicted model, not a curated record.
CGCUCUCGUAUUGCGCGUGCACACACUACUCUGACCGUAAUGUAUCAGACUAUUUUGGCAGACAACACUAACUACACUACAACUCACUAUUAAGGCCUACUGUCUCUACAAUGUACACUACCCUGCACUACAUUCACGCCAUCUUUUCCAUCGUCGUUCGAUCCUCGCGAUUGACAGCAUAUGUUCCCUCUCUCGGUUACACUCCGUACCUCUUACUCAUCUUUCUCUUUACUCUCGUUCGUUGCUUUCUUCAAAAAUCAAAUCAAACAUCCACAAUUCCAAUACGAGCACUAACUAGCCUACACACAAUACCAAUUCGCUUUCUGUUCUUACGAGUCUCUUGUUAGGUCUAAACAAGUAAUUCUUUUUUACUUGUUGGUU